AACCAACAAGGAAUCUACAGGUGAACUUUAACCUGUGACGUAACCAACAUGGCGGACGGCGGGAAAAAAUUCAACAUUCCGAAUCUAGACGACGUGUACCAGGACACGAACCCACCGGUUAGGCCUUUGUUCAGACCUGGAAAGACGGUAACAUCCACAUUCAGAAAAGGACCUGUUGCUGCAACCAACAAACAACAUGCUGCAACCACCAGUACAACCACACUCAGUUCUAAAAACAACACAUCUCAGGACUAUCUUACCAGAACUAGCAAAACUCGUCAUCCAGCAACUUCAACACGGCAAGAACAAAAGAUUCCUGAUGGCAUCACAAGCACAACCAAACAAAAUACUAUAGCUACAAACCACACAAACAAAAGGACUUCAAAAGAUGCAGUUUCAGAUAGUGCUUCAACAAGUGGCAUACCGUCAAAGGUGUCCAAAUAUGACACCGUACCAUCGACAAGCAAUGAUGGUAAAGACAUCAAGCUUGCCGGUGGUACUAGAGGUCCCAGUGCUGGUAGUACUACUAGUACUGGGUCGACAUUUCUGGAUGUAUUUGGACUUCCGGACAAAGAACUUCUAGGGGAAGCAGGUGCACAGCCAAAGGCAGCACCACCGGUACCUGUGUUGAGAACAAAAAAGUCCAACAGUAUCAUCAUUAAUCCAAGACAGAAAGGGAACCCAGUCAUCAAGAAUAUCAGGAAUGUUGCCUGGGAAUUUGGGGACGUGAUUCCAGACUACGUCCUCGGGAAGACUUCUUGUGCCUUGUUUCUGAGUUUGCGGUACCACCACCUGCACCCAAACUACAUCCACGACCGCCUGCAGCAGCUGGGCCGCAGCUACAUGCUCAGGAUACUGCUGGUACAGGUGGAUGUGGCAGACCCUCACUACUCACUGAAGGAGCUGGCUAAAAUGUGUAUCUUAGCAGACUGUACUCUGAUAUUGGCAUGGAGUGCAGAGGAGGCAGGGAAGUAUCUGGAGACAUACAAGGCUUACGAAAGCAAACCUGCAGACCUCAUCAAGGAGAAAACUGACAAGGACUACCUCUCAAAGGCCACAGAUUUUCUGACCAGUAUUCGGUCAGUAAACAAGACAGAUGUGUCCACACUUGUUACGACAUUCAGGUCCAUAGAGGGAAUAAUACACGCAUCUAAAGAAGACCUGGCUCUCUGUCCUGGCUUUGGACCGCAGAAGGCCAAGAGAGUUUACGACGCCUUGCAUCAACCCUUUCUGAGGAGUAAAAAACCCAAACCAGCUGAGCAAAAUUAACUUCAACUGAAUAACAAUAAUCAGUUUUGCACAUUCACAAUACAUACAUAUACAUAAUGCAUUUACAUAUAGAAUACUGGACAAGAUCUGUUACGAUCAGAAGUAUAUGUAUAUGAUGAAUCAUAGGUGAUAUAUGAAUUGAAUUCUGUGCCUUCUACAUUUGUACUUCGUAAUGAACAUAUAAUAAUAAAUAACAUUUGUACUUACCUAGCUAUAUAUAUAUAUAUAUAUGUAUGUAUGUGCCUUAUAAACUGUUGUGACACAUGAACAAGACGUUUAUAAUUUAUGAUUAUACUUUUUAAAGUACUUGCAGACUACAUUACAGGCCCAGGUUUAUUGUAUCAAACCGAAGUACAUGUAUUAUAAAUUUGUUGUUAAUCAUAUGGAUCCGAAACAUUUUUACACUUAAUUUUGUUGAAGUCAAGUACAGUGCAGCUUGCAUUAUGCAAAUGACCGGAACAAAGAAUGAAAAUCGGAAUAUUACAAAAAUGAUGGCAUGUGAUUCAUAAAUUAAUUGAGAAAAGUGCAAAGAAGUGGUUAACUGUGUGAAACAGGGACCACUUGGAUUUGAACAAUAAAGUGAAUAUUGG
Branchiostoma belcheri (Belcher's lancelet) is the source of this 1859-nucleotide messenger RNA. RefSeq names its product DNA excision repair protein ERCC-1-like. The record is from RefSeq and is a predicted model, not a curated record. The transcript has 10 exons. Gene Ontology annotation, biological process: UV-damage excision repair; mitotic recombination; meiotic mismatch repair. Gene Ontology annotation, cellular component: nucleus; ERCC4-ERCC1 complex; nucleotide-excision repair factor 1 complex. Gene Ontology annotation, molecular function: single-stranded DNA binding; damaged DNA binding. Bases 49 to 1269 code for a protein of 406 amino acids. NCBI's taxonomy places the organism in Eukaryota, Metazoa, Chordata, Leptocardii, Amphioxiformes, Branchiostomatidae.